Molecule: messenger RNA, 419 nt
Organism: Aspergillus welwitschiae
Lineage: Eukaryota; Fungi; Ascomycota; Eurotiomycetes; Eurotiales; Aspergillaceae
Product: F1F0 ATP synthase subunit i
Exons: 4
Coding region: 61-234 (57 amino acids)
Biological process (GO): proton motive force-driven ATP synthesis
Molecular function (GO): proton transmembrane transporter activity
Source: RefSeq, a predicted model, not a curated record
CCAACUCCCGUCUUUCCUCCAUACCCAGCACUUCGCUUUCAAUCAAACGAUCUGCCCACCAUGUCUCUCCUCGGAAAGAAGUUCCCCACCCCCGUUGCCAAGCCUCUGGGCCCCUUCUUCGCUGCCGGUCUGGUCAUCCUCUACGGCGUCAACUCUUUCGCCAACGUCAUGAUGUCGACCGCCGAGUUCAAGAACGACCCCCGCAACCCCAACCUCAAGAACCAGAAGCAUUAAAUUAGCUCUGGGUGAAUUUCCGAGCACGCGGAUAUGGCGGAUGAAUGCGUGGCUGUUGUGGGUAGUUUGAGAGCCCCUGUUGCUGCGGGUUCGCCGGUCAUUCGAGUUUGCGGGCAUUUACUGUGUAUAAGCUUAUAGAAGAUACCGUCAUACGACAUUUGCCGAAUUGAUAUGUUGUAUACCUA